Messenger RNA from Capsicum annuum, 910 nucleotides. RefSeq lists its product as uncharacterized. Lineage: Eukaryota; Viridiplantae; Streptophyta; Magnoliopsida; Solanales; Solanaceae. Bases 158 to 598 code for a protein of 146 amino acids. The record is from RefSeq and is a predicted model, not a curated record. The transcript has 2 exons.
UUAAUCCUGGGGAAACAUUUCACACUGCUGGAAUAGUUUCUUAGGACAGUACCUAGCACAACUCAAGUAUAAUUAAUAUAUCACUUAAAAUAAUAUCUUAAUAAUAUUCAAUAUUAUUAAUUGUUAUUAUUACUGUUCCCCAACAAUUUAAGAAACUAUGCCAAGUAAUUCUACUCCUGGUACUUCGGCUACCGAAACAACUUCUAAUGCUCCUGUUCCGGUUGUUCUACCAUAUGUAAAGCUAUUUCCUGAUGUUUCAAAUAUUGAAAUAUUCGCUAAUGAAAACUUUAAAAGGUGGCAAGAACAAAUUUUUUCACUACUUGAUGUUCAUGGUGUUGCAUAUGCUUUGGCACAAACACAACCUAGUGCAGAUGUUGAUGGCAAAAUUUGGAGUCAUGGUAAUACGCCAAUAAGAAAGGAGUCAUUCAAAGAUAAGCAGGCUGCGCUCAACGCAAAUUUAGUACAAGGUCAACAGAGCAACAACAAAAGGUAUGGUAAUAAGUUUCAAGGUUACAAGCCUAAUAAUCCCAAUUUUAAGAAAAAAAAAAGGCACUUGUUUUACUUAUGGAAAACCAGGUCAUUAUGCCGCUCAAUGUAGGCACAGAAUAAAAAAUAACAAAGAAAUGAGAAAUCCUUCCAAAGCUAAUUUAGCUGAAGGAGAUGAAAUAAUUACACCUGUUAUUUCUCAAGUGAAUAUGGUAGUACAUAUAAAAGAAUGGGCGGUAGACUCUGGAACUACUCGACACAUUUGUACAAAUCGAGAAACAUUUGCCUCCUAUACAUCAAUAGAAGAUGACAAUGAAGUAUUCUACAUUGGAGACUCAAGAACUGAUAAAGUCUUGGGCAAGAAUAAAGUACUCCUAAAACUCACUUCAGGAAAAACUUUAUCCCUAAUGGAUGUACUACAUGU